AGAAGCUUGCUGCCAUCAGGUUAUCUAACUUUAGUUUAUUAUCGAGCCCUUCAGUAUAUCAACCGCCUCCCUCUCUGAAAUAAAUAUAACUUGUUUCCUGUAUUGCGUAGAGCACUGUCGGCAGCAAAAGAGCUGCACACGCCUCUACAAGGCCUCCAGUGAUUGGCUAGCCGCUUCAGUCUCCAUAGACUUUCAAUACAUUGCAGUUAGCACGCGAGCUACAAGCGUCACCCAAACGCAAGACGCGCUGAAACGCUGAAGAAUGAACCAUAAAAGUAAGAAACGGAUCAAAGAGGCGAAGCGGAGCGCCAGACCCGAGCUGAAGGACUCGAGUGACUGGACCAAACACAAUUACUGCGAGAGCUUUGAUGUGUCGCACCGGACAGUGAAGGACAACGUGGAGCGAGUGGACACCCAGCGUCUCAGUCCUGAGGAGUUCAUUCAGCGCUUUGAGAAACCGUAUAAGCCCGUCGUUCUGCUGAACUGCCAAGACUCGUGGCCAGCCCGGGAAAAGUGGACCUUGGAGCGACUCAAGCGCAAAUACCGCAACCAGAAGUUCAAAUGCGGCGAGGACAAUGAUGGCUACUCUGUCAAGAUGAAAAUGAAGUACUACGUGGAGUAUUUGGAGUCAACCCAUGACGACAGCCCCCUCUACAUUUUUGAUAGCAGUUUCGGUGAGCAUGCUAAGCGCCGCAAGCUUUUGGAGGACUACCAGGUGCCAGUUUUCUUUAGGGACGACCUCUUUCAGUUUGCGGGGGAGAAGCGCCGUCCUCCGUACAGGUGGAUUGUGAUGGGUCCUGCCCGUUCUGGAACAGGCAUCCACAUUGACCCGCUCGGCACGAGUGCGUGGAACGCCCUGGUGCAGGGCCACAAACGCUGGUGCCUGUUCCCCACCCACACGCCCCGUGAGCUCAUCAAGGUGACGCGAGAGGACGGGGGAAACCAGCAGGACGAGGCCAUCACCUGGUUCAACGUCAUCUAUCCCCGCACACAGCAGCCCACCUGGCCAGCCGAGUUCAGACCGCUGGAGAUCCUUCAGCAUCCUGGAGAGACUGUGUUUGUGCCCGGCGGAUGGUGGCAUGUUGUCCUCAAUCUGGACAUGGCUAUUGCUGUGACCCAGAAUUUUGCGAGCACCACUAACUUCCCCAUCGUGUGGCACAAGACUGUGCGAGGUCGCCCCAAACUCUCCAGAAAGUGGUACCGGAUCCUGAAACAGGAGAGGCCUGAUAUUGCUGCUUUGGCAGAUAAAGUCGACCUGCAGGAAUCAACAGGCAUUGCCUCGGACAGCUCCAGUGACUCGUCCUCCUCUUCCUCCUCCAGCUCCUCCGACUCUGAUUCAGAGGCUGACUCGGGCUCUGAGGGCGACGCCAUGACCCAUCGCAGAAAGAAGAGGAGAACCUGUGGCAUGAUGGGGAACGGUGACAUCACAAGCCAGGACGACUGCGUGAGCAAAGAGCGCAGUUCGUCUCGGUGACGUCCCGCUCGACAACAGAGGGGCUGCAGCCAUAAUCGUCUCCUAGACCAUGAAACGUCAUGCUCUCUCUGUCGCCCUCAGGAGAGUCCUGUCCAUUAGAUAAGAGGUUGCCUCUGCGUCACGUCUGCGCACAUGAUAACAAACUCUGCCCUAGUGCGCUUUUAGAGAUAAACACGAACAAAAUAUCCAAAUAUGUGCUUGCUGGAGGAGCGUUGCAUGAAUGAGUCAACAGCUGUGUGUGAGAAGAAAAGGGAAACCCUUCUUGUGUUGCCUUUGCUGAUGUCAGGCUCUGGACAGGAAGCUUGGCGUCUCCUCCUGUCCCAGUGCCAACGUCGUUAAUCUGCGUUUGAUUCAGAACAGAUGCCGUUUUUGUAUUUCACAGGGGUUAUGUGCAGAUUUGUGAGAGAUGUAUCAUGACCCAUCUAGGGUAAUAUGGUUGACCUGAUGUGUAAUGCUGCCUUUAGCUCUUUGAUUCUAGAAAAUAGAUUAUUUUAUUACUGAUUCUACUUUAUUCUUGAGCUGCACUUAAACAUGGGUUUCUUGUCUUUUGGUUAAACUAGCCCAUAGUACUUACAACUGUUAAACAGCAGUGAUUUCUGGUCCCUUUUCUCACUCUUCUAGAUAAGAAUUUUGAUUUAAAGUGUCUCAAACUUUAAAUUAGAAGCCCUUUAUGAAGCGCCACACUACAUGUGAUAUAUGAAAACGGAUAACUCCGUUUUUAACAAUUUUGAGAAAAUCAUGUUUUUUCAUUGUG
Messenger RNA from Sinocyclocheilus rhinocerous, 2228 nucleotides. It is a transcript of the gene jmjd6, whose product is annotated as jumonji domain containing 6, arginine demethylase and lysine hydroxylase. Gene Ontology annotation, biological process: phagocytosis. NCBI's taxonomy places the organism in Eukaryota, Metazoa, Chordata, Actinopteri, Cypriniformes, Cyprinidae. The transcript is spliced from 6 exons. The coding region runs from base 263 to 1474 and encodes 403 amino acids. The record is from RefSeq and is a predicted model, not a curated record. Gene Ontology annotation, molecular function: histone H4R3 demethylase activity; P-TEFb complex binding. Gene Ontology annotation, cellular component: nucleus; cytoplasm.